Molecule: messenger RNA, 2079 nt
Organism: Anolis carolinensis (green anole)
Lineage: Eukaryota; Metazoa; Chordata; Lepidosauria; Squamata; Anolidae
Gene: chrfam7a
Product: CHRNA7 (exons 5-10) and FAM7A (exons A-E) fusion
Exons: 10
Coding region: 326-1834 (502 amino acids)
Biological process (GO): nervous system process; monoatomic ion transmembrane transport; regulation of membrane potential
Cellular component (GO): acetylcholine-gated channel complex; postsynaptic membrane; plasma membrane
Molecular function (GO): acetylcholine binding; acetylcholine-gated monoatomic cation-selective channel activity; acetylcholine receptor activity
Source: RefSeq, a predicted model, not a curated record
AGCCUGGCUUCCUCGCUUGCUUGCUUGCUUCCUUCCUUCCUUUGCUGCUGCUCUGCCUGCGGUGGGUCGGUCUCCUCGGGAGGAGGCAGCCCCGUCACGUGGGGAAGGAGGAGGAGGAGGAGGAGGAGGAGGAGGAAGCCAGGCAGGCGAGGAAGCCGAGGCAGGAGGAAUCCCAGCACAGAGAGAGAGAGAGAGAGAGAGCCUUCCCUUCCCUUCCCGGAUUCCCAGCCUCUCCUCUUCGCUCUUCGCUCCUCUCUCCGGAGCCCUGCCUUGACUCCACAACUUUGGGGGCUGGAGGCUUUGGGGGCUCCUUCUCUGGCCCGGGAUGGGGCUCCCGUCGCUCUCCGUGGUGCUGAUCCUGGCCGGAGCCAUGGUCCCAGUUUCCUUACAAGGCGAAUAUCAGAGGAAGCUCUACAAGGAACUCCUCAAGAACUACAACCCAUUGGAAAGACCCGUGGCCAACGAUUCCCAACCUCUCACUGUCUCCUUCACCCUCAACCUCCGGCAAAUCAUGGACGUGGAUGAAAAAAACCAGGUGUUAACCACAAACGUUUGGCUCCACAUGUAUUGGACAGACUAUUACCUACAGUGGAAUAUGUCGGACUAUCCGGGAGUGAAAAAUGUCCGUUUUCCAGAUGGACUGAUAUGGAAGCCAGACAUUCUUCUCUAUAACAGUGCAGAUGAGCGUUUCGAUGCCACGUUUCAUACCAACGUUUUGGUGAACUCCUCUGGAUAUUGUCAAUAUCUUCCCCCAGGAAUAUUCAAGAGCACUUGCUCCAUCGACGUGCGUUGGUUCCCCUUUGAUGUCCAGAAGUGCAAACUGAAGUUCGGCUCCUGGACGUACGGCGGAUGGUCCCUGGAUCUGCAAAUGCAAGAAGCUGAAAUCUCGGGGUACAUUUCGAACGGCGAGUGGGAUUUGGUGGGCGUUCCUGGGAAAAGGACCGAAACCUUCUACGACUGUUGCAAAGAACCCUAUCCAGAUGUGACCUUCACGGUGACGAUGCGACGGAGGACGUUGUAUUAUGGGCUGAACCUCCUUGUCCCGUGUGUUCUCAUUUCUGCUCUCGCUCUUCUCGUUUUUCUUCUGCCGGCAGACUCUGGAGAGAAGAUCUCACUCGGGAUAACUGUUCUAUUGUCUCUCACCGUUUUUAUGCUCCUGGUCGCCGAAAUUAUGCCAGCCACAUCCGAUUCGGUGCCAUUGAUAGCACAGUAUUUCGCCAGCACGAUGAUUAUCGUCGGCCUCUCCGUGGUUGUGACAGUCAUUGUGUUGCAAUAUCACCACCACGAUCCGGACGGGGGCAAAAUGCCCAAAUGGACCAGGAUCAUCCUUCUCAACUGGUGUGCCUGGUUCCUGAGGAUGAAGCGGCCUGGAGAGGACAAAGUCCGCCCCGCCUGCCAACACAAGCAACGCCGAUGUAGCAUGUCCAGCGUGGAGAUCAACACGGUCAGCGGGCAACAAUCCAGCAAUGGGAACAUGCUCUAUAUCGGAUUCAGAGGCUUGGAAGGGGUCCAUUGUACUCCGACCACCGAUUCGGGCGUGAUUUGCGGAAGGAUGACGUGUUCCCCGACGGACGACGACAACCUCCUCCACAGUGGACACCCUUCGGAAAACGACCCGGACCUUGCGAAGAUCUUGGAGGAGGUCCGCUACAUCGCCAACCGGUUCAGAGACCAAGACGAGGCGGAAGCCGUUUGCAACGAGUGGAAGUUUGCCGCUUCCGUCGUGGACCGCCUCUGCUUGAUGGCCUUCUCGGUUUUCACCAUCAUCUGCACCAUCGGCAUCCUGAUGUCGGCGCCCAAUUUCGUUGAGGCCGUUUCGAAGGAUUUUGCUUGACGUGGGAAAGUCGGCGAGUUAUAGAUUAAAAGGGGGGGAAAAGAGUUACGUAGCAAUAGCCUGUUCGGUGCACUUAUAUCCAGGAUGUGGGGAUGCAAACCAUGUUGGGGUGGGCACAGUAUUACAAAAGGACAUUAUAAGAAUUAAUAGUCCUGGCAGUUGUCCUGGGCCAUGUGUAUACGGCAUCACCAGCCCUUGAGAUAACCACGUUUGGUGUUUGGAAUAAAUUAUUUAAAUUAAGUCUA